Linum tenue is the source of this 591-nucleotide messenger RNA. Lineage: Eukaryota; Viridiplantae; Streptophyta; Magnoliopsida; Malpighiales; Linaceae. The record is from the annotation of a GenBank genome assembly.
AUGAAGAAAACCCAUAUUACCCAUGAUUCCCUCCUCCUUAUCCUCCUCGUUGCCGCCACCUUCUUCUUCACCUCAUCCUCCGCCACGUCCCGCACCACCGACUCCAACAAGAAACCUUUAGUCCCAUGCAAGAAGCUCGACCUCUACUUCCACGACGUCCUCUACGACGGCCACAACGCAGCCAACGCGACCUCCAGCAUCGUCGCCAGCCCCGUCGGCGGUUCGGGGACCCGAACCGCUCUGUCCCCGAGCUUCCACUUCGGCGACGUCAUCGUGUUCGACGACCCCGUCACGUUGGACAAGAACAUCCACUCAAAGCCCGUGGGCCGGGCCCAAGGCUCGUACAUCUUCGACGCCAAGUCCACGUACUCGGUGUGGCUGGGCUUCGCGUUCGUGCUGAAUAGCACGGACUACAAGGGCUGCAUCACGUUCGCCGGGGCCGAGCCCGUGACGCUGAAGACCCGCGACGUGCCGGUGGUGGGCGGGACCGGGGACUUCUUCAUGCACCGUGGGAUUGCGACGACUAGUGAUGAGGUGGUGGACGGUCAUCUUUGUGUUCGGGUCCAGAUCAGGUUUUAUGAGUGUUACUAA